UACACAAAGCAAUUUCAAAAGCUUCUUGUAUUCCUAAGCUAUACUUCUUUGGGUUCCCAAUUAGCCACAUUGAUCUUUCAAUGGCAUCCCCCCUACUACUACUGUUGGUUUUUUCCAUGAGUGCUAGUGCACUUUUAGUCCAAGCCAGUUAUGUCAAAGAAACCCGAAUGGUCUUGUACUUCCAAGACAUCUCGACAGGUCCAAAUGCCACAAGCAUACCAAUUGCAGGCAUUGCCGGAAAGCUUUGGACCUUCACUCAGUUUGGAACAGUUUAUGUCACUGACGACACCAUGACCGAAGGUCCAAGCCCAAAGUCAGCCGUAGUUGGCCGGGCACAAGGCGUGUCAGUGGCAGCAGCGCUAGACGGGAGUAAUGCCCUUGUCUUGGUAUCGCUUGUGUUCACUAAUAAGGAGUACAAUGGCAGCACUAUAGAGAUACAAGGAAACAGUAAGCAAUUCGAGUCUGUCAGAGAGGUUGCAGUGGUAUCAGGUACCGGGAAAUUCAGGUUUGCUAGAGGAUAUGCUACCUUUGAAUCAUACUUCGUGGAUCUUCCGAGUGCCUACUCAAUAUUACGGUGCAAUGUUACAGUGCAACAUUACUAGCAUAUCGAAUCCUACUUCAUCUUCGUUUACCUGCAAUUAUAUAUGCCCUAUUUCUUUACUAAUAAAACCUCACAGAAGAAUAGAAGAGAGUAUAUCUCAGCGCACAAUUAUACUCGCAUGGUUUGACAUACAAUUGGUCCAACACGGAAAGACAAGCUAGGUGCCGACUUUGAAUAUUCGUCCUUAUAUUUGUUUUUCCGUUUACAUCUAUCUAGUUUUGUAUUAUCUUUCAUGCUGAUUAAAUAAAUUUAAAUCCCCUGUUCAAAAAAUAAAUUUAAAUCCCAAUUCACAUUA
Molecule: messenger RNA, 896 nt
Organism: Rosa chinensis
Lineage: Eukaryota; Viridiplantae; Streptophyta; Magnoliopsida; Rosales; Rosaceae
Product: pterocarpan synthase 1
Exons: 1
Coding region: 81-602 (173 amino acids)
Source: RefSeq, a predicted model, not a curated record